Molecule: messenger RNA, 2675 nt
Organism: Xenia sp. Carnegie-2017
Lineage: Eukaryota; Metazoa; Cnidaria; Anthozoa; Malacalcyonacea; Xeniidae
Product: kelch-like protein 12
Exons: 1
Coding region: 284-2068 (594 amino acids)
Molecular function (GO): protein binding
Source: RefSeq, a predicted model, not a curated record
UUAUUUUUAAUACCGACAUACGAAUGAGCUUCGGAGGAAAAAAUCAACUAAUUUCGCAAAAUCACGCACAAAUGUAGUAGUUUUAGAAAACAGCCGGAAGUUGUGUCCUCCAGUUGAGAAAUUUAAUUGAAAUAAUCUGUGAAUAAGAGACAAAUAAGCUGAUUAUUAUUUUAUAAACACGCAUGUAUGAGGCCAGAAGUCUACAAAGGACUGCGUCUCCAAAAAAGUUGUGUGUUUAAAUCAAUAACAAGAGCAAUUGACUAUCAAUUCGGGGAGAAACGUCAUGCAACAAGAUAGAGGAGAGGUUUUACAAGCGAACAAAACCGCCAGCUCUAAAAAAUGGUCUACAGACGACUGGGAAGUCAGCUAUGCCGACCAACUGACCGCAACAAUGGCAGAAUUUCGAAAAACCCAAAAACUCUGCGAUGUUGUCAUUUCAAGUGAGAACUGCACGUUUCAUGCACACAAAGUCGUUUUGGCAGCAAGUUCCUCAUUCUUCCAGAGCCUUUUCACGGUGGAUAUGAGCGAAAAGAACAAACAGAUCAUUAAAAUAGACAACAUCGAUUCUUCAACAAUGCAUCAUGUCCUUCAGUACGUCUACACAGGUCGCACAACAGAUGCUUGCGUUAAAGAAGCGAGGGAUUUGUACCUUGCGGGAGACUAUCUCAUCCUACCGGGCUUGCGACAUCAAGCCAUCGACAUGAUGGUGAAAGAUCUGAAACCAAACAACUGCUUGUCCACAUUAAUGUGGUCACACAAGUCCAUGUGCCGUCCUCUCUUCACGCACACAUUUCGCUUUAUCUUGGAUAACUUCCAUAGCGUUUCACGUUGCGAAGAUUUCGUGAAAUUACCAACACACGAGGUGCAAUUGUUGCUUUCUAGCAACAAUCUCCGCGUUCCCGACGAGGAAGUUGUCUACGAGGCACUGAAACGCUGGUGCCUUACAAAUCCUGACGAAAGAAGCAUUCGGUUUGCAGAACUUUUUAAGUUUAUAAAACUGGAGCACCUAUCAAAAUAUUACAUCGAAAACUUCGUGCAGGACGACAUCUUGUCAUUAACAAACGACGACACCCGAUUCGAGCUCUUGGAAGCCACAACGGAAUAUACGGUUUCCGAGCGCACCGAGCCUGUCAUCAAUCCGUUGACGCCACCACGACGUCAGGUUGCCAUGGUGAUAUGCGUUUUAACCCCAGACGUGUAUGGUUACAUUCCGACGACCAAAGAAUGGCUGGAGCUCGCCUCGGUGCCAACACCAAGAAUAUUCAGUUCUUCGGUCCUUUUGAAUGGCUAUAUCUACAACAUAGGUGGAUUAGCAGGGACAGGAGAUAACAUAGAUGGAUUGGCAGGGACAGGAGACAGUUCUAAUAUUGUGGAGUGUUUCGACCCGACUGCCAACGUGUGGUCUUCGAAAGCAUCGCUACCAGUCCCUACACGCGCAGCUGCGGUGUGCGUUCUAGAUAAUUUCAUCUACGUGGUAGGAGGGAGAAGUGACAGCGCCCGCUUUAAUAUCGUUCAGCGGUACGAUUCUUGGAAAGAUACGUGGACGUUAAUUACGUCACUAAACGAGGAGAGAAGUGGCACGUCCUUAGUCGCUUGCCAAGGACGUCUGUACGCGAUUGGUGGUAGGAAAUACGAAGACACGUAUCUGAAAUCGGUCGAAUGUUACGAUCCAAUAAAAAACAAGUGGACUCUCGUUUCACCCAUGUGCGUUGCACGUGCAUCUUCUUCGGCCACUUCAAUCAAGCAUACUAUUUACGUCGUGGGAGGCGUGCGCUCACCAGGUAUAUCCCACACUUCCUGUGAAGCCUAUGACACAUCUCUGGACCAAUGGAACGCGAUUUCCAAUAAUCUCAUUCCAAGAUCAUACGCUGGCAUUGCAGCGUUCAAGAUGAGCCUUCUAGUUUGUGGCGGUGAAGACAGCGGUAAUUUUCACGACGAAAUAGAGCGCUACGAUGUCGUGAACGACACAUGGGAGAUUGUGGGAAAAAUGCCGAGGGUCGAAAAGUUCGUAGAUUGUUGUCCAAUGUUCAUUUCUAAAGAUCUAUUGCCCAUCUUUCCACAGGCUUAAAGAAUGGCCAAUGACUGCGCAUGCGCUGUAACUGCCCUAGUAAUUAUCGCUCGCGGCGUGUUCCAUUCUUACUGAAUAUCUUUAAUUUUUAAAAACAAAAACAAGGAUAUGUUACUGAAUACCGAAAAACUAUAUUCUCACUCAGUGCUUAACAAUAUUAGUUGUGAAGUGACAUUUGAACAUGAUCAAGACUCAACUGGAUUGAAUGUUACAAUCAAGAGUAUACAGCAGAACCAUAAAGCCAGGCGUGCAACAUAAAAAAAUCUUUAGCGGGUAUAAAGUGUCAUAAAACGAUGUUUUGGGGAUCUUUGUCCCAUUGUCUAUUUUCAUACAAUUAAUUUCGGUUAAUUAAUAUACCUUAAUUGAUAACAUGAACAUAAUUAAUAUUGCAUACAUAACUUUCUAAGGUAUAAUGAUAGAAACAACAUCAGCAGAUGUGAUGCCAGGCAACACGGUUUGUCAUUGAAACGUCGUGCACAUUGUAUUAAAAGUCACAAUUUCCACAUCAACAUUUUGGGCGUGCUGUGAAUUUGUAACCUUUCGUUUGAAGUUGAUGUUGAAAGAGUCAUAAUUCACUCUCUUUUAUAUAAAUAUCUUAAUGUUUCAA